This is a messenger RNA of Ruditapes philippinarum (Manila clam), 658 nucleotides long. RefSeq names its product fibropellin-3-like. Gene Ontology annotation, cellular component: protein-containing complex; plasma membrane. NCBI's taxonomy places the organism in Eukaryota, Metazoa, Mollusca, Bivalvia, Venerida, Veneridae. The record is from RefSeq and is a predicted model, not a curated record. The annotation marks the transcript as partial. The transcript has 6 exons. Gene Ontology annotation, molecular function: chitin binding; calcium ion binding. Gene Ontology annotation, biological process: establishment or maintenance of epithelial cell apical/basal polarity; heterophilic cell-cell adhesion.
AUGUCUCCUAAAACUAUACUGAAGGAACGUAUAGUCCAACCUCUAGCACUGGUUGUAGAUAUAAAUGAAUGUCUUCAGUAUCCAUGUUUAAAUGAUGGAACCUGUACCAAUGCAUUAGGUUCAUAUUCAUGUCAAUGUACACCCCAAUGGAUUGGUCCACGUUGUGAAAUAGACAUAGAUGAGUGUCUCUCAGUCACAUGCUUAAAUGAAGGUACAUGUAUAAAUGAGAUAGGUGCAUUCCGUUGUGAGUGUCAACCAGGUUUCCAUGGAGACACCUGUGGAAUAGAUAUAAAUGAAUGUCUUCAGUAUCCAUGUUUAAAUUAUGGAACCUGUACCAAUACAUUAGGUUCAUAUACAUGUCAUUGUACACCCCAAUGGAUUGGUCCACGUUGUGAAAUAGAUGUGGAUGAAUGUUCAGAGCAGGGUAUAUGUAAGAAUGGAGGUAUAUGUAUGAACACACUGGGAUCAUAUCUAUGUAACUGUCCUCAACAAUGGACUGGACUACAGUGUGAAAAUGCGGACCCAUGUGCACCAGACAAGGAUUACGUUUCGUUGCCAUAUCCCAGGGACAAGUCGGCGUUUAUCAUUUGCGACCAAGGAUCAGGUUACCUAAAUUUUUGUGACGGAGAUAGAGUGUUUGAUUCUGUACGAAGAAUCU